AUGGCUUGCCCGCUCCGCCAAAUCCAGCAUCAGGGACUGCAAACUAAUCCCGAGAAGCUCGUAGGGCAGAUCUAUGACCCGGAUGACAUUCGCGAGGUUGAGGAUCUCUACAAAGACAGACUUGCUAUUAGAGAACAGGUUGACUGGGAGGGUCGUCUAAUUGGUCUGCAACUGAUGCACCUGCGGGAAUUCCAGGCUCUCAAAAGCUCCUCCCAGGAAGAUGAUAUCUGGGGCGGCUCACUCUGGAACUGGAGAAACACCGACGGGGGCUUGCUGGAGAAAAUUUGGGACCCGAAGCUGAAGAGCAAGGGGGAAGAGGAGGGCCUUUGA
This is a messenger RNA of Penicillium manginii, 330 nucleotides long. RefSeq lists its product as uncharacterized. The coding region runs from base 1 to 330 and encodes 109 amino acids. The transcript has 3 exons. NCBI's taxonomy places the organism in Eukaryota, Fungi, Ascomycota, Eurotiomycetes, Eurotiales, Aspergillaceae. The record is from RefSeq and is a predicted model, not a curated record.